Messenger RNA from Sinocyclocheilus grahami, 553 nucleotides. RefSeq names its product cysteine/serine-rich nuclear protein 3-like. The record is from RefSeq and is a predicted model, not a curated record. The annotation marks the transcript as partial. The transcript is spliced from 2 exons. NCBI's taxonomy places the organism in Eukaryota, Metazoa, Chordata, Actinopteri, Cypriniformes, Cyprinidae. Gene Ontology annotation, cellular component: nucleus. Gene Ontology annotation, biological process: regulation of transcription by RNA polymerase II. Gene Ontology annotation, molecular function: sequence-specific DNA binding; DNA-binding transcription factor activity, RNA polymerase II-specific.
CUCGAUACUGAAGCGGGAGAAGCGGAUGAGGACGAGGAGGGUGCACUUUGAGAAGGUGACGGUGUAUUACUUCAGCCGGAGGCAGGGAUUCACCAGUGUGCCCAGUCAGGGUGGCAGUACGCUGGGCAUGUCCAGCAGACACAGCUGCGUGCGGCAGUAUACGCUGGGAGAGUUCGCCAUGGAGCAGGAGAGAAUCCACAGAGACAUGCUCCGAGAUCACCUGAAAGAGGAGAAACUCAACUCUAUCCGGCUGCGGUUGACAAAGAACGGCUCGGUUGAGUCCGAGGAGGCCAAUGCUCUCACGCUGGACGACAUCUCUGAUGAUGACCUGGAUAUUGAUAACACAGAGGUGGAUGAAUACUUUUUCCUUCAGCCAUUGACCACUAAGAAGCGGCGCGCUCUGCUGCGCUCAUCCGGCGUCAAGAAGCUCGAUGUGGAGGAGAAACAUGAGCUACGGGCCAUCAGGGUGUCCAGGGAAGACUGUGGCUGCGACUGCAGACUCUUCUGUGACCCGGAGACCUGCACAUGCAGCCUCGCUGGCAUCAAGUGUCAG